GGCAAUUUGGAUCCAUGUGCUCUAUACGCCCCAAACGAUGAACUCCGCUCGUUGAUCAACCAAAUGCUCCAACAGUUCAGCUCGUCACGCUACAUCGUGAAUCUGGGACACGGAAUUUAUCCAGAUGUAGAUCCAGAUAAAGUGAAGCUUUUUGUGGAUCAGGUGCACAAGUCUUCCACGGAUGAGCGACCCGAAUGA
This is a messenger RNA of Echinostoma caproni, 198 nucleotides long. The record is from the annotation of a GenBank genome assembly. Lineage: Eukaryota; Metazoa; Platyhelminthes; Trematoda; Plagiorchiida; Echinostomatidae.